AUGCCUUCCCCAUCAGAUUAUCGUAAGGAAUUGCUUGACGUCGAAGUUGGUUAUGGAUUGAUGAGUUUGACAUGGAGGAAAGAUCCACUUCCUGCUGAAAAGGUGUUUCCUACCAUGAAGAAGGUGGUAGAAAAGGCGGGCAAUAAGAAGGCAUUGUUCAAUGUGGGUGAAUUCUAUGGUCCUCAUUUGGCUAAUUACAAGUUGCUACAGUCGUUCUUCGAUAAGUACCCUGAGGAUCGCAAGAAAGUUAUUAUCAGUGCUAAGGGAGGUGUGAAUGUCGAAACAUUACAACCCACCGGAGAUGCCGACAGCAUUUCUGCUUCAAUUGAGAAUGCAUUGAAGGUGUUUGGUGGAUAUCUAGACAUUUACGAGCCAGCUAGAAUUGAUCUUGCACUAGCGGAGAAGAACGGUGAGAAGUUGUUUCCUCGUGAGACUUUUGACACUAUCGUCAAGUACAUCAAGGAUGGUAAAGUUGGCGGUUUCUCGUUAAGUGAAGUUACAAACGAGCAAAUCAGAGCUAUUUACAAGGAAUACGGCGAGUAUCUGGCUUGUGUUGAAGUUGAACUCUCUAUAGCUUCGCCAGAAAUUAUAUCCAACGGGAUUUUGGACACAUGCAAUGAAUUUGGAAUUCCUGUCGUUGCAUAUGCCCCACUAGGAAGAGGUUUACUAACGGGUAGCUUGAAAAGCACUGCUGAUAUCCCUGAAGGUGAUUUCAGGGGCCAAUUGAAAAGGUUCCAGGAUGAUGCCAUUGCACAUAACCUGACUUUGGUAAAAUUCCUUCAAGACGAAAUUGCUGCAAAGAGAUCCGACAACCCUUCUCUCCCUCAAGUGGCCAUUGGCUGGGUCCGUGGACUCAGAAGGGAGUAUCCAAAAACAAAUAUUAUACCAAUUCCAUCAGGGUCUUCGGUUGAAAAGGUAAGUGUCAACUUUGAUCACAUUGAUUUAUCAGACGAUGAGAUGAGCAAGAUAAAAGACUUUUUAAAGUCAUUUAAAAUCGCUGGUGAUAGAUAUGAGUUCGCGCAAGCACAUUAA
Molecule: messenger RNA, 1032 nt
Organism: Kluyveromyces marxianus DMKU3-1042
Lineage: Eukaryota; Fungi; Ascomycota; Saccharomycetes; Saccharomycetales; Saccharomycetaceae
Product: pyridoxine 4-dehydrogenase
Exons: 1
Coding region: 1-1032 (343 amino acids)
Cellular component (GO): cytoplasm
Source: RefSeq, a predicted model, not a curated record